CGGGCAGAUGCGGCGGAUCGCGGGGCGGCUGUGGCCCGUGGCGGGCUCCCGUCCCCCCGCCGGCCCCAUGGACGGCAGCGGGGGCAGCAGCAGCAGCCGCGCGUAGCUCGUGUCUGCAAACCUUGGGACGGCAAAGUGUCUUGCAAAGGAGGUGGAGAAGUAUAACCAGGAUUCCUUGUGAUGUCUUAACUUCCUUUGGACUUCUUAGAGCCUCACCCAGCAUUCUAAUUCCAUCCCUCACGGCAGGUGAAGGAAGGCAUGCCCCAAACACUGAGUUCUACCAGUAUGUUUACCCCAUGUGGCUUCAGCCCUCAUCUACAUACUUCAAAAGAAGGCGAACAAGGAGGACUGAUCUUCCAGGAUGGAAACCUUACCUCAGCAUCUCUGGAUGCUCUAAUCCAGCAUCUAAUACCUACCACUGAUUACUACCCUGAAAAAGCCUAUAUCUUUACAUUCCUGCUGAGUUCCAGACUCUUCAUUGAACCCCAUGAGCUUUUGUCCCGGGUUUGUCACAAGUGCAUCGAGCAGCAGCGGCUGGAUGACCCCGUGCUGGACAAGGCUCGAAUCAGAAAAUUUGGACCCAAAAUCUUACAGUUGCUGACAGAGUGGACAGAGACAUUCCCGUAUGACUUUCAGGAAGAGCGGAUGAUUGGCCAUCUCAAAGACAUGAUUCACAGGAUAGCCCCAUGUGAUGAGGCUUACUGGAAAAAGAUGAAUCAGCUUUUGCAAGCCCUGAAUCAGAAGCUUGCAACCCUCAGCCAUGGGCAAGAAGGGAUUGUCAAGAUCAGUACUGCUGUCUCUGAUAAGCUGGUUGCCUUUAAAACUAAACCUCCAUCAAUUCAGAGAGAAAUCCUGAGUGUCUGCAGUGACCCUUACACCCUGGCUCAGCAGCUGACACAUGUGGAGCUGGAAAGACUAAGUCACAUUGGACCUGAGGAGUUUGUGCAGGCAUUUGUCCAUAAGGACCCUCUGGAUGGCACCAAGACUUGUUUCAGUGAGCAGAAGAAGACAAGUAACCUUGAGGCCUAUGUGAAAUGGUUCAAUAGACUCUGCUACCUGGUAGCAACAGAAAUUUGCAUGCCUGCAAAAAAGAAACAGCGAGCACAAGUCAUUGAAUUCUUCAUCGACGUUGCCCGAGAGUGCUUUAACAUAGGGAAUUUUAAUUCACUGAUGGCAAUCAUUUCUGGAAUGAAUAUGAGUCCAGUUUCCAGGCUAAAGAAGACUUGGUCAAAAGUGAAAACAGCCAAAUUUUUCAUUCUGGAGCACCAGAUGGACCCUACUGGAAACUUCUACAACUACCGGACAGCGCUGCGGGGAGCUGCCCACAGGUCCCUCACUGCUCACAGCAACAGGGAGAAGAUUGUGAUCCCCUUCUUCAGCCUAUUGAUCAAAGACAUUUAUUUUUUGAAUGAGGGAUGUGCUAAUCGCCUUCCAAAUGGACACGUCAACUUUGAAAAAUUCCUGGAACUGGCUAAGCAAGUAGGAGAGUUUAUAACAUGGAAACAAGUGGAGUGUCCAUUCGAGCAAGACCCUAACAUCAUCCACUACUUGCACACUGCUCCCAUUUUUACUGAAGAUGGUUUGUAUCUGGCUUCCUAUGAAAGUGAAAGUCCAGAGAACCAAACAGAAAAAGACAGGUGGAAAUCCUUAAGAUCCACUAUUUUAGGAAAGACUUGAAGAUUGAGAGAUUAUUGCAGUAGGUCAAGGAAAAGAAAUCCGCAAACAUUUUGCACUACUGAUUCCAAAGAUGCCUGUUUGGGAUUUAGACAAUUUCUUUCGUUUGAGUUUUUUUGUUGGGUUUUUUUUUGACUGCCUAACAUGAUGGGUGAACUGGAUUCAUCCACUGAAAUCAACAGAACUGUGUGCACAAUGAUGCUUUUCUAACUAUGAGAUAGAGAGAGGAAGAACAAACAGACUAUUUGUGGCUGUGCCCAAACUGCAUCAGGAUCACUGUAAUUUUGCCUCUGAAGGAAAAUGUAAGAAAACCAGGAGCAGGGAGAAUCAUGGUACUGCAACAGAGAAUGGAGAAGUAUAAAAAAGGAAAGCAAAAAUACCCAAGAGUAUUUCAGAAGCAGGUGCUUCAGACAGCAGUUCUUUAAACCUUUGAGGAUUGUAAAAUUAAAUCAAAGACAGACAACAGCAAUCUGGUUAAUUGCUGAUUGAAGAAAAAAAAGAACUUCACCUUGCAUCAGCAGUCCCCCAGCCUUGUUGAACAAAGCACUGACUGCUGCAGGUUGGAGCUUGCAGGGAUGAGGACUGACACUGCUCACACACACGUCUGUCACAUAUAGGCCAUGUCAGCAUGGGAACAUUGUCCCGACCCCAUGAAUUUUUACAGAACAGCCUAAAGUGUGACUCUUGCUUAGUUCAUCUUCCCACCACUGUUGUUGCUUUCCUUACUGUGAAUCUGGGCCGGUCUAAGGAGGGUACAAAGGGUCGAUGGUGCUGCUUGAAGACACUCCCACCACUUCUGAGGUUGAAUGAAGAAGCAAAUGACUCUGGACUCAACUUACCUCUAUUUAAUGUAUGUAGUGUAUUCCCUAAAUUUAUUGAUGCUGAGUUGCAUCUUUUAAGGGGUUUUAUCACACUCAAAGAAAAAAGGUACAGCAUUACCAUUUCUAUGGGGUUCCAAUUAACACAGUACUCUUUAUUUUGUAACAUGAUAUUUAGGAGGAUGGGGGUUAAUUGCUCUGAACUUGGGAACUACAUGGUAUGCUUUAAGAAGACAGAGGGUUUCAGACUGGAAUGAAUGCACUAAAGAAUUUGUCAUUCAUGAGCAGAUAACCAUUUUUGUCUUUUUUACUUUUAGGAUGUAAAGUUCACAGUUUCCUUACAGAUAACAUGAAAUAGGGACAAUGUCUUGUGUUUAAAGUUGUACAAUAAUCAAGGUGCUACUGUAAUAGAUACAUUAAAUGAUAAUGAACUAUAUUAGAUUAAAAACUAAGCCCUAACAGUAGACUUAUUGUUUGUGUGUGGAAGGAAUGUUCCUAACUGCCCCAGAAAAUAUCUCAAAAAGCUUAAAUGAAACCUCAAUGCCACAUCAUACUGAACUUUGCAUUUUUAUUACUGACUUGGUGCUACCUUUUCAGAUGUUCCAAUCCUUGUCUCCCUACAACAGAAGGAUGUAACCCUUUCUUUGAAAUCAGAAAUAAUUUUAUUUCAGCACAGAGAGAUUCCAAGUGGCUGUGGUGUUUUGAAAAAUUAGGGCAAUCACAAAACCUGGCUGUGUUGGCCUAUUCACCCAGAAAACUGGAACUGUUCCUGCCCUCUGCCAGGCUCCAAGUUGUCCAUGGCUGAGUGCACUGUUGACCUGGGGGCAUGGGCAGGCUGGUGUUUGAGGGCAGCAGCCUGGGAAUGCUCUGUGUGGUGCACUCCAGGUUGGAUGUGUCUGCAGAGCAGUUCUGUGCUGGGCUGUGGCCUGUGGGAGCCCAGCCUGGCUCGCUGACUCCACUUGUGCUUGCUGAGCUGAGCAGGAUGGAUUCCUCUGGAUUUGCAAACAGGGCUUGAGGCAGAACUUCAGGUCUCCUUUUCCUGUAGAUCAGCACAUGAAUUCAGAUGGGGGGGACAUAAAACUCUAAUGUGUUUAUUCCAGCUUUGUAUGGAAGAACUAAGGAUGUAAGGAUGGUACAGCAUCAUUGCAGCCAUGGAAUGAUGACUGUUCUGCUGAUACUGUGAAUCUGCUGUUUGUUAAUUUUUGUACAUGGAGCUGAGAGCUAUACAGAGGAACUAUACACAUAUAGCUGUUCCUUCAGGCAGAACCAUUUCCAAAAUGAAGCCAUUAAAAGCCUGUUAAAUUUCAGAUGAAUCCAGAACAAUAACCAUAAAUGUUUCUACAACAAUGCUAAUGUUUAAAUGUGUUUCCUAAAUGAUCAUUUUUUCUUACUAUCUGCAUGUUUUUAACAGGCACAGUGUGACUUCACAGUGGAAAUAUGGGGGUUUUGCUUAUCUGAAACCCAGAGCAGGUGGAUGGGCCCUUUCUUAAAACCUGCCUUUUAAAAUUUAAAUCUUCACUCCUUUUCUAAUGAGCCACAAGAGGUUGGUACAGAUGAGAUUAAAAACAAUGACAAUUAAUUAAAAUAUGAUUUCUCAUUAUAAUUCCUUAUAUUUUGGGUCACCUUCCAUGAAUUUGGGCAGUUUUGCAAAUACAAGCUAAAUUAGAUCUCCUAAAGUUUAUCACUGUUGCAAACUACAUCACUUUUGUAGUCCAAAACUUUCAGACUUCAGUGCUUAAAUGGAAGCAUAAAGGUCAGAUCUAGGUGGGUAUUAAGGGCUUAGUGGGACUGUCAGAAGCACUAAAUUACUCUUAAGCCUUUAUGUAGUCACACAUUUAAAAGGUCUUUUUUCAGAGGUGCUAAACAUCCUCAUCUCUUGGGGAGUAGUGGAGCAAUUAUUGCUUUAUAGAGGUGCAUGGCACAUUAAUCUGUAGUGUUUGAUCUCCAGAGACAUUCACUGCUCUUUGCAAAAUGACUUGGAGAUGAGAGUGCAAAACAACUUAAAAUGGGAAGACAGUGCUUUUCAAAAAUGGACUUCAGGAGACACAGCUUGUCUUCACAGAAUUUUGUAGCUGAAUCCUAUUUAAACAGAAACAAUGUAAGCCUUAAGUUGCAGCUGUCAGUUGCAUUUCUAAUCGAUCUGUGGCCUAACCAGGGUGAACAGCUCCCGGCAGGAGUGGGGUUAGAGCCUUGCUUCACCAACAAGCACCAGUACAGCUGAAAACAAAGAAUGACAACUUGGGCAAUAAAUUUCUUCUAAAAAUGUAUUAAUAUUAAAUGAAAAUGAGAACACAUAAUCUAUUUUUGUUGCUAUAAAGGCAUAAAGAACUCCUGCCAUGUUGAAAUGAAAGGAUUGCUUCCCACCAAGCACUAAACCACUGUAAGGUGUGCAGUCAUUAGAGCAACAUCUAGACAAGUUACUUGUAGUAAUGUGGCUUUCUAAUUCUGCUUCUUUGAGUAGAUUCACUCCCUGGCAUUUGCUUGAACUAAUGCUACACAGAGAGCAGAACAAAGCUAGACCUGUAGGUCUGCGCUGUUGGUAUCAAACCCCUAAGCUGGUAAGAUGUGAAUAUGACAUAGUCUUGCAAAAGCAUUAACUUAGCUUCUGGUAUACAGCAGUAUUUUAAAAGACCCAAAUACAUGAAAUCACUUCUGCACCUCCUCCAGUGUAAUCAGAACGGCAGCAAAAGUCCCAUUUUUCCAUUUCUUGAGUGUGCCAUCUUGCAAUGCAGGGAUAGGUAUAAAGCUUAGUGGAAAGCAAGGAGGGAAUUGUGUGCCUUCAGCUUGUGUGAAGUCAGUAGAUAAACUUGCUCAAUGCCUUUUGAAAGACACUUAAUUGUACAGUGUUGCCCUCAUUUCACAUCCCCAUUGAUCACAUUACCAAAUUAAAGGUGCAUGGAUAUAGGGCAGCUUGGCACAACUAAAUUUUCAGGGCAGAAGCUCAAAAUGAGUCAAGCAUCCUGUGCACCAGAGUACUCUGAUUAAACUGUCAUUGUUCCCUCUCUUAGGCAAUGAACACAAUCCUGUUGUACAUCUCUGGAAGCUCCCCAAGUGGAUAGAGCAAACUGCAAUCCCAGCUUCUGCUGAGGUGUCACUUUAAAAAAAGUGUGGACAUCUGCUAAAGCACUUCAAAUAAGAAACAAUUUAAAUGUAGAGAUAUUUUUCUGAGCUCAAAAACAUUUUAUGAUGUGGUCAGUGGUGAUAAGAUAAUCGCUCACUUAAAAUUAAGCCUGUCUCUUCCUGAUAUCUCAGUUAUUUCAUCAUCUUUUAUUGCAAUAGUAUAAUGCACCUUUUUUAAAGCACAUGAGCACUGUUUUGCACAUGACUGUAAAUCCAGUUUAGAACAGAGCUCAGAUCACUGAAUAUGUAAUUGGAAUUAUCAAAUGAAAAGACAUGUUAGUAGAAAAAAAUAGUUAUGCUAUCAAUGUAAAAAUGUUACACAGUUAACAAUCUCUGGCCUAGCGAUGACUGUGUUCCAUGGAAUGAGACUGAUUCCAAGCACAGCAAUGUGCCAGAGGAAAAACUCCAAUUAAUUUUGAUGGGCUUUGGAGCAGUCCUGCAAUUAUUAACUGGAGUACAGGUUUUAGUUAUUCAUAGGUAUUAAACUGUAUUGCCAGCUGGUGUAGUCUCUGUGCCAGGUGCAACUCUCAGAGGGGAGAUGCACUUAAUAGGGUGAAAGUCCAGCCUUAGCAAAAGUUUUCUUUGACAUUGUUGAACUUUCAGCAGCAAAUUCAAGGACUAAAUCUGAUCCAAUGAAUUAAUUCAUGUCUGAGUGCAAAAUUUGACUUUCUGGCUUUAUGAACCCUUUUCUCUUUUUAUACUGGGAGAAAUUAGCCAUACUGUCUCAAAUUACUCUCUCAUUGGAAAUUAAACCCCUUUUGAUUGUGAACUGAUUAUUUCCAUUGUUGUAGUUGCAGAAUGGGGUUAGGGAAUGACAAAGAAACAAGGAAAAGCCCCUUUGUUACUGCUCAGAGACUCAUCUGUGGGCCAAAGCUGUCUUUGCUUUUGUCAUUUCUAACAUCACCUGGGGAGUGGAAUUCCCUCUGUAGGUGGUGCAGGGCAUUCCUGAAGUGUGGGUACCCAGCUCUUGGGAUGGCAGCACAGGCACCACCAGGGGAUGAUCCCAAAGCUCAGUGCACAUUCACAGCUGAGCCUGCACUCUGCUUUUCUGGGACACAUCCCUUCUGAAGGAGAGGAAGUUCUUGGGCGUUCACCUGAGGCAAAGCCUUCCUUACCCACCCAACAGAAUGAUUACCCAAAUACUUCCUUAGUCACCCAGCAGAAUGAUUACAAGAAAAUUCUUUGAACUAAAAGAAGUUUUCUCUAGUGGUCUUAAAACAGUGGAGAAUUUGUUACUUAGUUGACAGAGAUUUUAAGAUCUAAGAAAAAUAAUUAUUUUAAAAAUUAUGAAAAAGACUUUGAUCAUUGUUAACUUUCAUAUUUCACUGCAUGGUGGCAGAGUGGAACAAAAUAUCUUCUAUUAAUAUCAAUGGCAGCUAGGCAGGUGAAGGCAGGAGAGAAUAGUGAAAUACUGGUGCAGAAAAUGUUACCAAUAAUUUUGUUUUAAUAUUGGCUGGAAUUUGUCUCUUCCCCUGAAACCACUGCCCCCUGCUCUGUGGAACAGCUGAACGUUACCUUGUUGGAUGGAACAGAUCUGAAGUUUAAUCUGGUUUGUAUUAAUUUCUUUUAUAAUUCUUUCUGCAUAUUUUCAGAUAGGCAAAAAAUACUAAGUACACUAAAGCUAAUGCCCAUACAAGGCAUCACAUGCUGCAUUGUUACAUUAUGCCAGUGUAGCUAGGGAGCAGAUAGCUUGUAUGGCUGGUAUUUCAUACACUCUGUACGAGUGCAAGACACUGAAACUCAGGCAGCAGCCUCAGCUGCAGAAAAAAGCUAAGAAAGAGUCACUCCUGCUGAGCUCCCCUGCCCUGCUCUGUGGCCAGCACAGGCUGGAGUGCUAUAAAUUCAGAGUGGCUUGGACUGCUCACUCCUCCCUUGAUGCCUUUCCCUCCACACAAGUGGUAUUUUGCUCCAUAAACAGCUCUUGCAAAAUGCCAAAGGAACAUUUUUCCAGCUCUCUGCCAUACAAAGGCUCUGUAUUCAUACUCCAGAUCUGUCAUAACAGAAUAAGAGUCCUUCUCUCUUUUCAUCCCCAUGGCCUUAAAACUGCCAACCCAGAUCAAUAUUGUAGUGUAGCAAUGUUCCCAGGCCUCCUAGAAUGCAGAAGACCUAGGAGUUCAGAGCUCAGGAGUCCUGCAAGUUAAAUGUUUGUAAAGGAACCUUCUUUCUAAAAGGUGCAAAGCUCCAUCUGAUGGAAUUUUGAACAGAAAAUUACAUAUUCCAGCUACCUUUCGGAGCAACAUAACUUCCUCAGUGAACUACUACUGGUCAGUACUAUAUCACCGCUUUCAUUUUUGAAUUAUGCUUCUAAAAUUCCAGUCUUUUUGAAAUUAAUAUAUGAUGGGAUUUUGAUGAUUGGUCUGUGGGCAAACAGAAUAGAGAAAAUGGAGGCUGUAGUUUAGGCUGUUGACAUCAUCUGUGUUUCUUUAGCAGCCCAAGCUGGGUUAUCACUUACUGUCUGUCCUUGCCUUGAACUAGGAGUUGUUCCAAUAUAAUAGUCCAAAUUAUUAAAAUUUAUUGAAAGACGCACAUGCAGAGCUACUAAAUUCAAGUGUUUUAAAGUCUGAUUCUUACAAAUGUACAAGUACUUCUCUUAAGGGUCUGUCUGUAAAAACACCAUUACCAGUACACAACAUAGAUGGAAAACAAAUUAUAAAAUUAUAUCUGAGUUCCAGAACUCUUAGCGAGCAUUCAUAAGCUUAUAAAGGUGAAAAAUCCAAUUUUAAGAUUUUUUUCACUUUUAGCAACAGUGACUAUCAACUAUUUUAACUAAACUCCAAGAAUAUAGUAUUUUAAAACUAUUAGAAUGAUACUAUUUAGUCACAGACCUAAAAGCACAGAGUAAAAAUGGGUAAGCAGAACUAUCUUUAUUUUCAGAUUGAGAAAUUCAAAGGUUGCAUGACAGGCCCAGGGCUACCUGGGAAGCAUGUCCUUUCGAAAAAUUACCCAAAAAGAUAUCCAAAUUUUAGUUUUACAUUUCUUCUGGUGUAAGUCCUUUUUACAGCUGUGCUUAGGUAAAUGGGAACUAAAUUAUCACUUUAGGUUUUAAAAAUAAUCAAGCUAAGAAAUAAAUAUGGCUUAAAAGAGUGGUAUGUAUUAAUCAUGUGAGUGAUAGCAAUGAGGAACUGUGCUUUUCCUGUAUCUUUCUCAUUAAAUUAAAAAAUUCAUGUUGUGAUCAGCAUUUUCAGGUCAAACUGAAAUUUCUCUACCAUAGAAUCAUAAAACUGUAGAAUCAUUUAGGUUGGAAAGGACCUUUAAAAUCAUCGAGUCCAACUUUUAACCCAUCCAUAAUACUCAAACCUUGUAGCUUUGUUAGAAAUUCCCAGAAUACCAACACUUUAUUAAUUGCACAGGCAGGAAACAGUAAAGUUACUUGAAAGUGGCUGUUAUGAUUUUGUGACUGUACAUAGAUCUUGCAAAAUGUUAUUGGUAAUAUGCAUCCUGUAGCCCACAUAAACACUGCGAGAAUAGCAUGGUCAUUGUUACGCUUUAUAGCUGUUGUGGAAAAUGUCUUAACCUGCAUUCAUGAUGAUAGCGCCCAUCCUACUCCCAUGCCUUUUUAUACAGUUGUGGUAAGAUUGUUAUGAAAUCCUUUUGUCAGUCAUGUUCCAGCUAACUUACCUAUGUAUAGAAUUUAUAUAUUAAACCCCCCUAAUUUAUACUGUGUUUUAACAGUUUGCCUGAACUGUCUAUGGUUUCUAAAUUUUGUAAUGUGAGUGUCAAAUAAGAAUAAUAAUUAAAAAAAAA
Molecule: messenger RNA, 9356 nt
Organism: Camarhynchus parvulus
Lineage: Eukaryota; Metazoa; Chordata; Aves; Passeriformes; Thraupidae
Gene: RASGEF1C
Product: RasGEF domain family member 1C
Exons: 15
Coding region: 259-1677 (472 amino acids)
Biological process (GO): positive regulation of GTPase activity; Ras protein signal transduction
Cellular component (GO): plasma membrane
Molecular function (GO): guanyl-nucleotide exchange factor activity
Source: RefSeq, a predicted model, not a curated record